This is a messenger RNA of Xyrichtys novacula (pearly razorfish), 41182 nucleotides long. The record is from the annotation of a GenBank genome assembly. Lineage: Eukaryota; Metazoa; Chordata; Actinopteri; Labriformes; Labridae.
GCACCUUUAAAAACAGAAGUUUACAAAGUGCUUAGACAACAGUUGUAAGCACAGAGCAUCAGCACAUUGAAAAUAAAAACACAUAAAAACAAAAGCUCAGUUAAAAAACAGGCAUCUGAAUUGUAGGCCUGUUUCACUUUUCGUAAGAAACCCAGGCAAUACAAGAACCCUACAAAAUAAAUGGGACCAUGAGGACCAAAAUAAAAGCAAAAAAAAAGAAAUAGAAAAGGAGGGAAGAAAACAGGCUAGUAAGUAUAAAAGAGGAUAUUAAUAAUAAUAAUAAUAAAUCAUAAUAAAAUAAAAUGAUUGGGUUUACAUUAGGCGUACAUACCACACUUAAAGGGUCUGUGUUGAACAAGAACAGGCAUGUUUAUUGACCUGCGCAUGUCUAAUGUGGAAACACUGGGCUCUACCUGAAGUGACCAGAAGAAACAGCAGGUAAGAUUUCUGCAUUUCAAUUAUUUACGUUAGUGAAAUGUUUUUUUAAUUGUGCAGUGAUCAUUCAGAGUGGUGUGUCAGUUGUUUUAUUAGUGAUUUAUAACCAUUACUUUUGUUGUAGCGUUGGUCAAGAUGGAGCUAUACUAUUAAGUCCUUUGUAUGGUAUUGAUGAAACCUCUAUCACUGUAUCGAACAUUGGCAUUAGCUGUCAAAUAGCAAUACUACUCACUAAGGGUGGGAGAAAAAAAAAAGAUUAAUAUAAGUAUACACAGUUUUUUGUUUUACAAUUUUUAUGUGAUGUGUAUUAUUUAUUUAUUUAUUAUUAUUUUAUUUAUUUAUUUAUUUAUUUAUGGUGUGUGUGUGUGUGUGUGUGGGAGUUGGUAGACAGUCGUAAUCAUUCAACUGUUUCACUUGUGUUAGAAAUGCAGACUAAAAAUCGGCAAUAUCGUAGAAUCGCAAUUAAAAUCGAAUAGGCAUCCAAUCGGGAGAAAAGCAUAUGGUCCCAGCCCUACUACUCAUAAUGAAGUACAACAAUGCCGUCUUCAGAAAUUGCAUUAAAGUGCAGUAAAUGCACUCAGCUGUAUCUGUGCAGUGUUAUUGCUCCACAGGUUGACAACAUUCAUCCCUCUCUCUCUCUCUCUCUCUCUCUCUCUCUCUCUCUCUCUCUCUCUCUCUCCGCCCUCUUCGGCGUUUUCCCACAUUAAUAUGCAGUGAAUAUAUGUUAUCAAACAGCAUAAACUACAUCUCUGCUUCUUUUAGCUUCACAGUUAAUCCCUCUGCACCCUCCGGCGAGAGGAGUCUUAACUCCACUAACGCCAUCCUCCGGUGGAAGUCUACUAUUUUCUCCUGUCAUUUGCAGGAUUGACAGCGGUUGCAUGCUUCAACCCCAGUCAGAUUUUGUGCAUCUGCUCGGGCUGGUGGUAGGAGGACGUCGGCUCUGACUGCAGCAGCAGCACAUUGCGAUGCAGAGAGAGGGGAGAAAUGAGGAUUCUGCGAUGCCUGUGUGAGCUGCACGGCUGAGGAGCAGCAGGAGAAGCAGCAGCAGAGUGGCAGGGAGGUGCUGCUGCUGCUGGAGUUUAUGCGCACACCUCUGGCGGCUGCCGAAGAGGGCCGAGGUGUCUCUGCAGCGCCGCAGCUUUUCACAGGGAUACCGUCUCAGUACGUGACUUCGAGCCCAUAGCUGCCCUGGCUCGGGAUCUAAGAGGGAGGAGGAGGGGAGGGGGAUAGCGCGGCACCCCGCCCGUCUCUCCUCAUUUGGACUGCAGGGAUAACGACCUAAACCGUGAUAUCCCCGUGCAGAAACCACUGAGCAGGUGCUGGUGGCCGCGCUGUCAUCAUCCGAGCACUGCAUCUUCCAUCCCGCACCUCUGCGCCAAAGGUAAGCUCUGACACACACACUCACACACACACAGAAAUGGAGGGACAGUGUAGGUGUUCAUGGCUUCAAGCAGUGCUGGUCAUAACGAUGAUGAUGAUGGUGAUGAUGAUGAUGGUGAAGCAGCAGAAUCUGUCAUUUAACCACCGCAUAGUCGCCUUCUGCGUAUCGUGUUCUGCUGUUGUUGUGGUUCUGCUCUGAAGGGGAUAAUGGAUCGAUUCUGGUUUCAUGCAUGCGGCGUCUUGUGCAGGAGAUGCAUAAAAAGAAAAUGACGUAGGGAAUUCCCACAGUAAUCCAAUAGCGAGAGAUGACACCUGCACAAUCCGCCAGUGCGGUCCCUUGACUCUUAUGGCCUGCUUCGGUCAUGUGCGCAAAAGCGGCAGCGCGCAAAAGCGGGCCUCGCUACAGCGCACGAAUUCUGUUUCGAAACGAUUAAAGUUGGAGAGCGAGUGUUAUGUAACGUGAUUUUGCUGACGUGAUUCAACCAUGAGCGGGGGUUACCUUCACGUUUUUAUCGCUCCAAGACGUUAAGAUGGCCUCAGUGCAGAGGGUGGCUGUGUUUACAUGAGCAUGAGCGUUUCAACACUUAGCGCAGACUUCACAGCCCUCUGGCAUCCAGUCUAGAAAUACUACAGUUUUAGCUUUACACUGCAAUUAUAAACAGUCUAUAUAGUCUACUUUAAGAUCUACGGAAUGACUCCAUUACUGUUUCUCUUCACUUGUGGUGCAGCUUUUCAAAACAUAUAUAUAAUAAGUAAGUUUGUGACAAGCCAAAGUCCAAAAAAGUACACUGUUUUUCAAUCCAUGGCAGUAGGGAUGUAACGAUAUGAAAAUUUCACAUCACGAUUAUUGUGACCAAAAUUUUCACGGUUAUCAAUAUUAUCAUGGUAUUGUUUAAGUAUGUUCAAAAUGUUUUAUUUUGAAAAGAACAAUCAAAAUAACAUGCAGAAUGAACUUUUCCUUAACCUUAAAUAACAGAGGAACAAAAAGCUUAAAAAAAUUAAGAUGGGGCUUUAAAAGAGCCAAAAGUAAGCAACACUAGUAGUAGUAAUAACAAAGUACAAAGUAAUGUGCCAGUGGCGUAAACAAAUAAAUAAAAUUUAAAUAAAAUGACAUUCCUUAUUGUGCAAAAUGUAAGAAUCUUCAGUGCUCAAAAAGAUCUACUCUUACAAAUAUAAAACAGAGUAACAGUACUUUAUAAAACAAUACAACCACAUGUAAAGAAAGGUGUAGGACAUCAGGUUGGAAGUGUUUCCAUCCUUCGCAGAGAUUUUUUUUUUUGGGCAUUUUCGGCAAACUGGUUGGCCGUUGUCAAUCAGUGUCCCUUCUGCGUCUUUGUAGAAGCCGAAAUACGCCCUGACUUUGGACUUUGUUUUCUUUGACGGCGGAAAAAUCUCUGCAACACGGUCAGCAGAACUGCCCUCCGCCAUGUUUACAAGUUGUAUACUGCGCAUUAUCACUAGCAGUAUCACUGUGAGCUUUUCAAGAGUGCAGCAAUCAAACACGGUUUUAACAGUGAUUAAAAGUUGAAAUGGUAGUACUAACCGUCAGACAUUUUACCGCGGUUUAUCAUUUUACCGGUAAUCAUUACGUCCCUACAUGCCAGCAAUUUGUAAGAAAUAAGCUGGGACAGGGGCAUUUUUCAGCCGUGUUGUAUCACCUUGCUCUUUAGCAACACUCUAUCAGCAAUAAGGAACUGAGGACAUUUACAUUUCAUGGCACGCCAUCCAUGAUGUCAAACAGGAUUUCAGAGUAUGAUUUGUUCGGUUUUCCUUUUGGCUUCGGUCCAUCUUACAGGACCAUAUUGGCUUGGCACUGAAGUUUCACAGACAUACCUAAUUUUUGUCUAUACAGCUUCCUCUUUGCAUGUUGCUGUUGCAUGCUGUAUUUGUGAACGCAGUCAUGACCAGUGUUUGAGGACAAUGGUUUUUGGAAGUUAUUCAAGUUCAUGUGGUCAGACGGGCAGUCAUGUCUGUUUUCUAAUGCAGUAGCCUUCCUAAGGGUCCUUCAGAUUACAAUCAUCUGCUUACAGGUUUUUAGGCCUUGUCCUUUUUUUUGUGCAGUGAUUUAAUCAGAUUCCCUCAAUGUUUUAAUGAUAUUUCGUACCAAUAAAAUCUCAGCCAUGUUUCUAACCUCUUCCAAUCAGCCUGUUUAGAUAGAGGAUGUUUUUAUUGAUAUCUUACACAGUGACCCUCUUGCUGAAUUGGAGUUGUGACUAAAAAAUAUAAAAAAGUAGAAGGUGACAAGAUCAGGACAACACAACUGUUCUUCUGUGUGGCACCUCUCAGUGUCCUGAAGGAGGUUUGACACACCUGCUGGUCCCAUCUGGGGUAUUGUUUGUUUGAAGAGACUGUAUUGUUACAAGAGGACGGAGCAGAAGAGGGUCAAGAGAUAUUCUUUGUGCCAAACACCAAGUAACGAAAUUAUGUCAUAUUAUCCUGAUUACAUGACUUUCUUCCUAAUCGGCUGGCCAGACUAAAUGCUUGAUUCUGAUUGGUGAAAUGUUCUGUCUUUAUCAAUUAGUGCUUACAUAUGUCACAAUACCAAAGAAAAGCAAAGCAAGUCCUAAAUGUGUCUGAUAUUUAUAUAAAAAUUCUCUAAAAAGCAGAAAAAACCACAACACGGCCGUGAGGUGAAGUUCAGCGGCCUGAGAUAAAAUGAGCUGACGUCUAACAGACUCACCUGUCACUCAAACUCGACUCGCCCUUAAAUAUGCAGAACUGACGGACUUUGUGUCACAAAAACAGGUUGGUCAUAUUAAAAUACUCCCUCACAGAGAUGUUAUGAAUCGGGGGGGAAGUGGCGAAGGAGAGCAGAUCUAUUUUUGCACUCGGCUGUAAAUGUUUAAUCGCCCUGUGGUCGGGUGUUUUAAUUCGAGGCCUGGUGGGGAUUGACUUGUUUUUGGAUUCAGCCUCAAGUGGCUGUUUUAAGAAGUGAGUUUCUGACUUUGUUUGGCUUAUUUUUUUUAAACUGUGGAUGUUUUUCUCUUGUUCCAAAUUAAGACAGUGUAAAGAAAUCCCAUCAGUCAGUCAGUACAGUAAAACAGGAUCCACCAUCAAGAGGUUUAUCUGACAGACAGCUGAUGCAGGAGUAUAUUCCAAUAUUUAUAUGAAUUCAGGAGAUGAAACUGUCUUUUGAGGUGUUACUGAGUGUUGAAGCCAAUACAGACUCGUCCACCCACACAGGUUUUUUUUUUAUUAUGUUACCUGAUAAGACCUUUUUCUCCAGGAUGUGUGGGUGUAUGAGUGAUAUCUCCUUGACUCCUUUGCUUACAUUACACCUGCCAGAGCAAGAAAACUUAUAUCUUAUACUGAGUCAGAUCUGUAUAUAAAGACACAAAUACGUUUUUUUUAAACUUGGAUAGUGAGGGUAGAACAAAAAAAGGUAACUGGACGGUCUCAGAUAGUUUUCAUGGACAGCUGCCGGGUACUUUUUCGUAAGAUGGUUUGAAUCCCAUUUUAUAUGAUCAGAAUAACUAAUUAAAACUAAACCAGUCUUUGGGAAAACCUCUGAAUAACCCAAAAAAAGGUCAUGUCAUCCUUUUACGAUACAGUCUAGGUGGUUUGAACCCACAAACCAGGGUCAAAAGAGGUCUUAGUGCAAGAUAAGCAGGCCAACUUUAAGCCCCCAAAACCCAAAGUCUUUCAGAUCGAUCGCAGGAAGGUGAAGAGUGGUGUAUCAACAGUUUUGUGCAUUCUGGAGAAAGAAGAAAAGCAGCAGUGAAGUGUUUCAGAACGGCAAAGGAUCUGAAGGUUCAUAACAGACAAAAGAUCCUUUUCUGUGGAACAGGCGAGCGUAUGGUGAAGAAGAGUUUCCAGGGGAUAGAUAGAUCAUUAUCCAAACUACUACAGAGGACAGAUUUCAACAAAGUGACUACAGAGGGUUCACUAUGAGGAACUGACCAAUAAUAAACCGGAUUAAAGUUUCUCGAAAAGCUUCUCCAGGUCUUGAAUAUUCAAACCUGUAGAGUGGGAGCGAUUGGAAGAGAGUGAAGAGUGUGAGGGGAUGACUCAUGAUCUGAGGCGGACCAGGUUAUCUCUGAAACACAGCGGAGGCAGCGCGAUGGCAUCAACACUGAUGCCUUCAACUAUAGGUGUUAAAGAUGAUGUGACACAGAGAAGCAGGAGGAUAAGACUGAAACUAAUUUUACAGAUUUACUUCCUGAUGAAAUUAAACAAAGCUUUAGAAAACAGAUGGACAUGGACCCAAAAUAAUCUGUUGAAGAGCGGCAAGAGUUUGUGGCCGAGUCAAUCACUGAAUUAACCUGCUCCAACAUUCAAUAAACUGUACCUGGAGAGGACAAAACUUUAGGCAAACGGGAAAUCAAGAAACUGAGGCGCUUGAUGAGAGACAAGAGAAAGACAAAAGACAAAAACAUCUCAAAUUACAGUGUCUUGAGGAAAUGUUUACCCUAAAGCGUGAACGUAAACUGGUUUUGAAAAUGGUGAAAUCAGUGUAUGAAGUGAACCGUCCUCAGGACUCGUAUCAUAUCUUAAGUUGGUGCAUCUUGUGUCCUUGUGUACAGCCUGUUUUUAUCAUAUCAACAGUGAGUCCUUAUUGAGUGAGGUGGCUUGGCAAGCUUUGUCCAUGUAGAUUCUCAUUCAUCCAGGUCAUGGUUUUCUUGAAGACUCCAAAAUCAGGCAACUGGACUGUGUAGAGUUGAGAAGACGUUUCGCCUCUUAUCCAAGAAGCUUCUUCAGUUAAGAGAGCUUUAGAACUGAAGAAGCUUCUGGAUAAGAGGCGAAACGUCUUCUCAACUCUACACAGUCCAGUUGGCAAGCUUUGAGUGAUUUUACAGCCUGUGAGAGGUUACCUGUGAAUUAGAUGAGCCAGCGAGUCAAGAGGUAGAAUUGGACAUCGUGGUCGUCCAAUAGAGGCUUUGUAACCUCGCAGCGAUGUCACUGUCUGUAUGGAUUAUUUUUCCAUCUUUGACUUCACUGUUCAGUUUCCACCUUUAGUGACCUAAACACUCUCUCUGAUGGUACAGUAUAAUUCAGUAGGUCUAAAAACUCCAUCGGGGUAGUGUUGAAAUUUGGAUGUCCCCACCUGAAUCCAGCUUAUUGUAUUUGGACAUAUACAAUUUGCUCUUUCUGCACUACUUGACUUUGCAGUAUCUGACCCCUCAAUCAUUUCCUUGAAUCAAUCUUGUUUUUGCUGUAAAUGUGGGUGUAAAAAAUGAGGAAGAACAGUCAGCUCUCUAAGUUCCUGCUGCAGAUCUGUCUUUAUAUUUUCGCACAUGUCUGUGAACGUUUUUUUAAGUCUUUCACAAAUUUCAUACACGGCCCACACUCCCUUUUAUAGAGAGGUGAGUGUUCUUAACUUUGGAGAGGGUGAUAUCAAUCAGGUUCCUGCCCGUAGAUGCUAUUUCGGGCUCACCGGGGCCUGUCAUGAGGGAUGCCUCCUGACGAGUGACUCAUUCCAGACAUGUACACCCAGGGCGAUGUGUUUAGAGAAAUACCCUGAGCGGGACGGGGCUGCUCUGUUUUUGUUUUUUUUUUUUCUGGGAAGUGGGAACACUCUGGCACCGGCGCUGUAGCCUGCGUUGUCUCAGAAUGACUCACAGAGCUGCGUCGUCCAGUGAGGAGGCCUCACUGCAGUCUGGUGGACCGCAGUCUUGGGUUCAUGGUCAGUUUGCGAGGAGAGUUUAUUUACAUCUUCUGAGUCAGAAAUACAGUUUGCAGAAUUUGUGUGAGUGUGUGGUUUUUUGUCGAGCUUUGGCGCGUUUGUUUUUGGAGCGUAAUCCUUCUUCGUGCUUUUUGUUCUUAACUGCAUUUGUCAGUGAGGCACAAUAAGACCUCAGUGCCAGCUCCCCAAGGUGCCCGUUCUGUCAGGCUGUAAAGAGCAGCAGUCACCUCCACAGGGGCACAGAGGGGUCCCACUGCUGACAUUUACACACACACCCAAACACACACACACACUUCACACUGUGAGAGAGGGAGAUUGAAGAGGAGGAGGAGGAGGAAUCCCUUUGGUGACAUCACAGCUCACAGCAGAAACUCUGAUGAAAAAACUCACUUUGUUGUCAUCGAUCAGACUCUUAUUUUCUGUUAUUUUGAUCAGAAGAUGUUGGUAAAAUCGCCUCUUAAGAGCUCUGAGCAUGCUGGCAAGUAAAGAAGAUAAUGAGGCGUCCCGCUGGUCUCACACUGGUCUCACACUGAUAGGAACAUUAAAAUGUUAUCACUCUGCCCACCUGGUUGAGGUGAUUUUCUUCCUCAAUUUUAGCCUCGCAUUUGCACAUUUGCUCACCCCGACUUCUUGUUGACAGUCGGGGGGUGUAAGAAAAACGAUUCAGCUGUCAGAUCAGACAAUCACAGGACGUUUUCAGGACAUUUUACUGAUGAUUUUAGACCUGUUAUUCUGAAUAUGUCCAUAUUUAAUCAAAAACACAACAUUUAUAAUUUCAUUUCAUUUCAUUCUGAUUCCUAUUCCGGCCAUCUGCUAUCUGCUUUCGUUACUAAAGUUGGUAUAACUAGAGAAGCAAGCGGUCGGCAACAUUCAUCUCUCAUUGGGGUGCCGAACUCAGUAUAUUAUCGUGUGUUUGACCCUAAAUUAAUUUUGCGCUGGAAUAUCCCUUUAAACUGGAGUGGUUAAACCAGGACACUGAGUUUAACUGGUCUGGUUUUAAGUCUACAUAUGCAUACAUGAAGAGUCGCAGUUCUUUACCCCGUCUAUCACCACUUUGAUUAGUAUAAUGCACCGAAGCGUUCAAACAUACAUGUCUGUGUGUGUGUGUGUGUGUGUGCAGCAUGGAGUAUAGCAGGCGUCUGUGAUUGUGAAGAGUCAGCACAUCUUUUUUUUCUUGGCAUGAAGAGGUGUUCAGACUUAUUGCUACCUGGUGCCUGUCAGUCACGCCUGUCACACGGGACGCUUCCCAAGACAGAUUUUUCCGUCCUUUGCAUUUAUAAAACACACACCUGUCACAAAGAACGGCGUCGCCGUACCUUGAAACCCACCAUGAUGUAUUCCUGUGGCAGAAAAGCCCUCUGAAGAAAACUCGUGUCUUGACAAGAAAACAACGAUUCAGCUCAUUCUGCCAUGCUCCAUCAGAUCCUGCGCUGCAGAUGUGGCUCUUCUUAGUAUUCACUGCACCGCGAUGAAGAGUACAAAGUAUGUGGUUCUUAAAACCCGUUCUCAAUUACUGAUUAAUCGGCUGAUUUUAAAUUAUUUUUAUGAAGUUCUAAAAAUAUAUAGAUAUCUACAAUACUGUAGGCUGCUACACGCCGACAGAAAGACCAACUGAUCAAACCGGGACCAGAAAAGUGUUUCCAACUAUCUAACUUUCCGGGCCCUAGUUUUAAGAUGGUUCUCCCAGAAUUCAAGUGGCUGUUUUGCUGCACACUCAAGCUAGGAUAAACAGGCCAGGCUGGUAGCGCCACCUGUCGACAACUUCUCUCUUCGUCUGGUCAUUUUCAGACAUUUGAGGAAAAUUCUGAUACAAUAAAAUAUUUAAAAAUAUAAGUACUUUGUUUACAAAACGAGUAAAUAUGGUGCCAACUAGGAAUGGGUUUCAGUGUUUAAUCAUUUAGUUGGCUGAACAUGCACAUCCUGUAGCUUGUAAACGUACGCUUGACAUUGAUGCUGCUGACUAAUGCCGGCCUUCAGUGGCAUGAAGUGGCUGAUCUGUGCGUGUUGUGUGAGUUACAGCCAGCACAGGAUGGUCUGAAAAGGCUUUUGUAAAAGAGGUGGACAGGGUGAAAAUAUGUUCAAGUAAGAAAUGUGUGGUUCACCUUUCUAAGCUCAGGUCAGACGGCUAACAAAGUGACAAAAGUCAGGAACAAUCAAUCAUAAAUAUGCACAUGAAAAAAUGCAUUUGUUUGUUUUAAUCUUCUCUGUAUUUUAAAGAUAAAAAGUAUACCUAGAAUCAGUCAGUAAUCUCACAUCAGGUUAAAGCUGUUCAGGCCAGUCAAGUCGGGAUUACAAAAGGAAGUGCAGUCUUUUCAGGAGGAAGAGGACUGGGUUGAGUCCAGAUUGUUCCCUGCCCCUCUCCUGAGGUCAGGUUUUGGUCUGUGCUGCUGCUGCGUGGAGCCGAUCGUAGGCCUGGACGAUAUAGAAAAAAAGCAUAUCGAUAAAAAAUAAAUCAUAUUGAUCGAUAUCGAUAAUUAUCGAUAUAAUUAUUAUAAUUAUUUAACAUAUAUUUUAAUUGCAGCCCUGGAUAUUUUAUGCUAUUGCUUAAUGACCUACUUUUAAUAAAGAACACACAAGCACUGAAUUCAAAUUCAAACCUUUAUUCAACCACUUUUUUUAUUUUACCACAACUGAAAGUUUUUUAAAAAGGAACUAAAAAAAAAAAUCAACUUAAGUGGCCUGAGUGACGUCAGUAAAUACUGACAAACAUAAAGACUAAAGUGACCAGAAAAUCUGAUAAAUAAAUAUUUAAAUAGUCUUUUGAUGAAAAUAAACAAAACAAACAAAUAUAUAAAUAAACAGAAUAGCUUUAGGUGGGAAUAGCAUACUACCAGUUUUAACUGUGUGGGAAACUGCCCACAGCCUGGUGUCUGAACACUGAAAUAUUUCUCCCGGGGUCGGGAGAUUUAUUUUUUUUAAUUAUCAUGUGAUUGACUUAAUACACAAACUAAGCACGAGAAGCAGGACUUAUCCACGCCGGUGUUGUGUCGUAGAAUGCACCCCUGCCGAAUGCACCCCCUGCUAGUAGCCAUGAUCCAAAUACUCGCGUCUUUGUAAAAUAUGAGCUCAUUUGAACGUAUUUCCUCCGCACCCUUCUCACCUUUUCAACCCCUGACCCAUUUUCAUGCCUGAAGCGCUGUGUUUGAGAAAUACUUGCGGCCGGGCACUUCAUAUCGCGGGUCGAGAGUGGCUAGAAGCUGGUCGAAGCCAGGCUUUUCAACGGUAGUUAUUGGCAGUAUGUCCCUCGCUAUGAAGCAUGUUACUGCAUGGGUGAUGUCCUUAUGCCGCUCGGACGCUUUGUCGUAUUUUGACAAGAAACGAAGUCCAGUUUGGUCUGCUUCACAUGCUUUGUGCUGGUGCUGGCAGCGGUUCCAGAGGAUUCCUCCUCCGACGACGACGUGGAGCCGCGGCGCGGCCGACACAGCUCGUACUCCUGCACGUGCGACCGGUUUAGAUGGUAAAACAAGUCGGUUGUGUUACCAGACUUGGUUUUUACUAAUUCUCUGCAAAUUUUGCAAACGACCGCUGUUCGCUUUUUGUCAGACUUCUAAAAACCAAAACAUUGCCAUGCUGGUGAACUACUGAAACCUUUUUUCGGGACACUGUCCUCCGCUUCUCCUUGCUGUAUCAUUUUUUCUAAUACACGUGCUGUCUGUUGUGGUUUGGUAAGGGCUGGGCUUGGUGCCGUAGCAUACCUGGGUCUGCGUUUGUGAUUGGUUGGGAGGAAGUAAUGACUGUAGUAAAAGCUACAUGAUAGGCUAUGAUGAAAAAGAAAGGGAAACUGUGUUUUUCUAUCGAACUUUUUAUCGACCCGUUUUUUUUCUAUCGCACCACACGUCUAUCGAUCGAUAUAUAUUGUUAUCGAAUUAUCGUCCAGCACUAGCCGAUCGACUCUCUUCAUCCGCUGUGAUGAGAGCCGAACUGGUGCAGCUGCAGCGUCUCCGGCUCCACAGCAGGCUUAGAGCACAAUACUCGGCACACAUAAGGGUGCGACGCUUGAACCCCACUCAUGUACCAGCUCAGCAGUUGUGUUCACAUUUACCUUUGUUUCAUUUUUGCUGCUUUAUGGAAACUGCCCCUCCCUGCAGCUGCAACACGAACACACGUGAGAAGGAUUUACGUAUUCCUGCAUCUGUGAUGAAGGUUUUAUUCCUUCAUAAAUCCCCUGUAUGCUCUGUGUGUGUGUGUGUGUGUGUGUGUGUGUGUGUGUGUGUGUGUGUGUGUGUGUGUGUGUGUGUGUGUGUGUGUGUGUGAUGAAGCCACGCUCUGGUAAUCUUGUCGAGUCAGAGGCGUCCAGGCUUUCCCCAUGUCAAAUGCAGCAGAUCUUAUUUCAAUAUCAGGCCCGGCUUAUUUGGAAACACAGCCAAUCCGCAUACAUCAGCUCGGAGGCCGGUUCAUCAUUUCUGUUCAGUCAGUUCAAAAUGCAAAGUGGAUUGAUUUAGAAGCUCAGGGGCAGUAUAUACAGGAUAUUGGACAAUUUUUCAUACACGCAACUGCCUUCAAAUUGCUUUGGAAAUUAUUUCCAAUCUGCACAGUGAAGAAUUUCUACGGUCAUACACUCAGAGACUAUAUACAACGUUAGCUUUACAUGGAUCUGCUUUUGUAUAACAAACCGAGGAAAGAAAAGGAUUAAAAACAUAUGAUACAAAAGACCAGAUUUAGUCCUUUUGUAGCUCUGAAAGAUCGAUGGAGGAAGAUGUCAGUGAGUGUAGAGGAUGGAGAACUUGAUGAGGUGUAUCAGACAGGUGGGAAAAAGGAUAGUAAUUGUAGUUCAGUUUACCAACAAAUUCAGCAGCUGCUGUGACACAGUUCACAGCAGCAACUGUUCGACUUAAACCCAUUAUCAUCUGCUGCUGCAGCUGGAAUAAAACGGCUCAGUUUACAUUUUUCAGAGUGGAUGAUGAACACUGAAUCACCUCAGAUGUGAAGUCAAAAUAUUCUCUCCUCUGCUCAUCUACACAGUCAGCGUGUUCACGUGUUUAAAAAAAUUAGUGUAUUACAUUAAUCAAGCUAAAACUUGACUUUUACACAUAUAUAAGUUGUACAAAUAUACCUACAUGAUGAGAUUAUAAUAAUAAUGCAUCAGAUUUCAUAUAGCGCUUUAUCAGAGACCCUCAAAGUGCUUUACAUUGGAUACAUCUGGGACCUAAUGUAAGGCGGAGGACACACACUGGCCAACCUUGUGGAACAUUUAUUAAGCAGUCAGAGAUCAUAGAGUCUGCAGCUUUAAAAACAAAGAGCAGGUCAAUAAAUAUGAAUAAAAUGAUUGUUGAACUUCUGAAAAGUUCUAAAAAGUUAAAGAUUAUUUGAUUUAGUUCCUAUGUUUCGUCUUGUUUCCUUCUAACAGAUUGUUAAAGUUCUGGUUCUGGUUCAGUUGUGCAGCUUCUUUGGAUUCUGACCCUCUUUUUCUUAAUGAUGCUGUCUCUGAAGCCUAUUUUGGGCUGGACAUAUUAUUUAUGCAUUACACAUUAAUAUAAAAUCAAAUCAAUUACAGGCUAAAAAUACCCGGACCCCAGCUGAUUGAAGAUCCCUCUGCACAACCCCGCAGUCUGGAGAAGAUCUCAUCAUCAUUUCACUUUUUCACAUGAAUCCAAAAAAGGUUCAGAGUGAGAUCAACUUCAGCAGGAUGGUUGUCUAAGAAGCAGACCAAAUAUUUCCCAUCUAUCAGCUUGGAUAAGAGGUUACUGGUUUUGGUUUGGUGUUAGUUUUGAUUUUGUGUUAAAAUAGGAAAGACUGAAACUUUAUGAGAUAGAAAACUUUACCAAAAUAUCAACUUACUACCCAGAUAUCAGAAUAUUAGAGGGAGCAUUGACAGACAUGUUCACUCGUUUAAGAAAUAGUGACAUCUUCCUUGUUGGCUUCCAGUUCUGCUUAUUUGGAGGUUAUUUACUUCACAACCCAAACACUUUUAUUGAAUACAGUGAUGCAUACAGUUCAGCCCACACACUGAGGAAGCAAUGGUUUCAAAGCAUCACCGGACAGCUCAGCUUUUGAGACAUAUACCCACUUAAAAUGCCAAAGAUAUCAGGGCUUAGCUCAGACUACGGCCCACAUAGUUUUCCGGUGACUGAACAGGCACAUAUUAGCCGAAUAUUACCCGGCCUAUUCUCCAUCCAAAAGAAGAAAAAAAAUGUUCUGCUUCUCCGCCUGUCUUAAAACCAGCUGCCUUUGGCGAGACUCUGGAGUCACAUGCCUUCCCUCAAAAACAAAAUGGAUCUGAUGGAGUCGGCGCUCCCCAGACAGCUCCCAAACUGGCAUUUGCUGAUUGAAGAGUUUCCUGGGAGGCAGAUGAAGCAGAAACCAUAGAGGCCCAGAUUUAGAGAUCAUGUGUAAAUGUGUGUGUAGUGAAAAUGGGGACUAAAGAGGGAAGCUCCAAUGUUAGAAAUGACACCAAUGCAGAGGUGUAAAAAAAAAACUGCAGUUCCCUGAGUGUCCACUAGAAACAGGCUUCAAAACACAAGGAUUCCCCAUCAGAGCCCACAGCAGAAUCAGACUUGUUUACAUGCUUGGACAGUUUCGGUCCGUUAUAGAGGCUGCAGAAGGUUGAAUUUGUUUCGGGUACAAACAUCCACUACACCUCUUACUGGUUUCAUCAUCAGCCCAAAAAUGAGUUUGUUCCAGUGUCCAGUAGAGGUGGGAGAAAAAAUCGAUUCACAUAAGUAUUGCAGUUUAUUGUUUUACAGUUUUUAAAUCGAUUUUUUUUUUUUUUUUUUGCUGCGCCAUCUACAGGACAAGUUGGGGAACUUUUCAAAUGGCAGAACAUUUUCGAAGAGAAACCGAAUCUUAUUCUCCGCAUUUUAUUUCUGAAAUAUCGGCGACAACCGGUGAGUUUUGGCCGAUUACCUCAAACGGGCUAAAAUUGGCUGAUUUAAUCAGCUCACUGAUAAAUCGGUCUGGCCCUAAUCAUAAUCAUUCAACUGUUUCACUGGUGUUAAAAAUGCAGACUAAAAAUUGAGAAAAUAGACAAUAUCGUAGAAUCGCAAUUUGAAUCAUAACAGCAUCCAAAAAAAUUGUAGAACAAUCAAAUCAGAUGAAAAGUGUAUCGUCCCAGCCCUAGUGUCCAGUUCCCCAGUGUUGUUAAGGUCUGUCUACCUUUUUUUGGCGUUGCUGUAAGAGAUUGUGUUGUAUGUUUUGGAAAAAGUCCUGCUGAGUUGUUUGCUUUGAAGACAGGUUUUUUCACCAAUGCUUGUUUAGUCAUUUGUUGACUUGAACCCUCUGCAUUCAGCUGUUUCUUUUGUUUUGUGUGGCCAGUCUUAAAGCUUGAAAUGAUAUCUCUGAUUUCUCCUUCUCUCACUCUUCAGGUCCUUUGUUGCUGUUGGAUAACAUGAAGAAGGAACGGUCAGUUGUGUUACAAUGCAAGGACCGAAAAGAGCGAUAACGGGAGCCCCUGUUUCAAGAGGAUUAACGCUUCAUGACAACCCCUUCAGAUGUCUUCUUCAAAUAUGAGGAUUUCAGUUGAGUCAACGCUGAGAAACAACCAGCUGAAGUCAUAAGGAUCCUCGUCUCAUCCUCGCCUUCUUUCUGGGCCGUCUCAGCUGCUGUUUUUUCUUCAGGUUGCUGCUGUUUUAACAUCUGAUCACCAUGCGUCCUUCCCUCGCCACAGCGGUCCUACCGCCCAGGACCCGUUCCCACAACCCCCCAAACCUUGCGGUUGGGGGUCGAGAACACCUGUCAGCUCCACGGAGGCGCAGCCCUCAUCUCAGACACACACUGAGUCCAGAAAACCUCCGAACUUUAGCAGAAAGGGGCGGAGCUGCCGUCGACACUGUGUCAGUUGUCAGCAGUCCUAUUGGACUCCCACGGGCGAACAGUGACACCGAUCUUGUGACCUCCCAAAGCCGGUCCUCACUUACAGCAUCCACUUUGGAGUAUACGCUAAACCGUGGCCAGAACCUGGUCAUAUCCUGGGAUAUCAAGGAGGAAGUGGACGCUACUGACUGGAUCGGGCUGUACCACAUAGGUGAGAGUAUGAUCCUUUGAGGAAAGGUUCAAAACAAGUCUCACAUAUUUAGACAGUUUGACGUCAUCAAAAGCGGGGUGGACAUGAAGUUAAAGGGAUAUUCCAGUGUAAAAUUAAUUUAGGGUCAAACUGUAACACCCCCUUGAGAGAUAAAUGUUACGAACUGCUUGCUUCUCUAGUUAUACUAGCUUUAGUAACGACCGCAUGAUAGCAAAACACAGUGGUCUGAGGAGCCAUAAACAAACCUCAACCAAAACACCACUCUAUAGCCACAAAUAAUGCUCAGAACAGCACCUAACUUCAUCAACAGGACAUAUAGGGUCACAGACAUAGUACUAGACACAAAACAUCUUUUUCAUUUUGACUAAUUUUCCAGGGGGUGUCUAACUCGGUGUGAUGGUGUGUUUGACCCUAAAUUAAUUUUACACCGGAAUAUCCCUUUUAAUCUCACCUAAAAGGUCUUACACCAGUUCUUAUACCGAUUUUCCAGGCUAGAUAAACUCGAAAAGCAUUUAGUUCAAGUCUUUGAAGUCUGAGAAAAAACAUUAUUGUCACUUAAAUCAGAUUAGGUAUUAGAUAUUUAAUCCUCACAUCCAUAACAGCUUCCAUGUUCACAUGUUUUUCAUUUUUCUGAAUGAUUUUAAAUUCUGAGUCAGAGAAGCGAUCAGAGCCGCAGCAGCAGGUAACAUCAGCUCUUUAUUGUGUGCGCUAAGAAGCAUUUAAAGAUUAUGAACAAGGACUGUGCUUGUAGUCAGUAUUGCUCCUGUAUUACUUUUCACCAGGAUGGACAGAUCCCCUUCACAGUUUGAGCCUGAUAUCCUUCUUCAGCACACAGGUCAAUGUAUUUCCCCCCUGUCAAAUUCCUGUCUCUAAGCAGGAUUAGGCAGACUUUAUUGGACGCUCCUCCGUUUAAAUCAGAGCCUCGCACGCUUUGUGAUGGUGUGUGUUAUUGUACACCGAGGCAGAGCUGCUACAUGUUGACUCAACAGCUCCUGUUGCAGUAUUGACUCAGAGUUGGACGCUCCUACACGGAGCUCAACCUGGCUACUCUCAACUCUCAAUAAGAAAACACCUGGAUCAGCUGAAACGCUUGGAGGACACGCAGGGUCAAGACAGAUAGUUUCCUCCUGAGCACCUGCAAGUUUUAUAGAUGGUUUACGAAGCACUAUGAGAGUUUGAAAAGUACAAAAUAUACGAUGAAGCAAAGUUGAAAGGUUUUAUAGAUCAGGUGUCUAGUAGUUUUUCCUCGCAUUUUUCUUCUUCUUGUUAGAUUUUUGUUUGAGAUUGUUGACUGGACAAAAACCGUGUGACGACUUUACUUUUUGGCUCUCUGAUAUUUCAAUGAGUAAUUUUUUUGACAUCUUGAAGUCCAAAAGAAUUAAUCACUGAUUCGUUUAGUCUGCAGAAAAAAUUGCUUGUUUUAUUCCUACCAUUCAGGCAAACUUUUUCCAAUAAAUUUGGACGCUGGCUCGGACUGUUGCAGUCAACAAGUCUCUUAAAAGCAGAGGAUCUGACCUCUGUAAUGCCACACAAAUGUCAGUUUUUGAUCAGACAGACCUAGGAAAAGAUUUAUUGUAAUAUUUUAAUGAUAUUGUGUAGUGUAGGUGAAAAAAAUACAAGAAUUAUUAGCAAUUUUACUGUUAAUAAUACCCCUUUGAAACACUUUAUUUGACGCCUAUCUCUAUAAGGAAUUAUAAAUAUAUAGCACUGUAUAACUAUAGUUAGAAACACUCAUAAAUGAUCAUAAUUACACAUCAUAAAGCAUUUUAUUAUGACUUACAAGGUCACAUUUUAUAAUGUGUUAUAACUGUUAACAACUCACUAAUUUAUGAGUGUUUAUAACUAUAGUUAUAAAGUGCUACAACGCGAUUAUAACGCAGUAUACAUUUAUUUAUAAUGCGUUAUAGAGAGAGAAGUCAAAUAAAGUGUUACCCAAUUUUUUAAUCGUAGAGUUAUGAACUUUUUCCUGUCUUUGAGUCAAAGCCUCAGUUUUUUCUCUAUAUCCAGUCAUGUUACUAAACUUAUGAAAAAAUUAGCCUUAUCAUUUGUGAACUGUUUUUUUUUUUUUUUUUUUCCUGCAUAGCUUUUUCAGAAUUUUAUUUUUUUUUAACGGGUUUUAAACUUUUUAUUGGUUUAAAAUUCAAAAUGAACUUAAAUUUGUCAUAAAGCGACAUGUUGAUAUCUGGUCAUUGCACUAUUUUAGAGUAAAUAAAGGGUUUGAAUCACUCGCAAACUAUUAAAAUCUGGUUUUAUAAACAUUUUUUACGGCAUCCUAACUUUUUUGCACAGUUGAAUACAUGUGCAGUGUUUCAGGCUGGAGCUGAUUCGCUUUGAAAAUGGAUUUGAUGUUUUGCACGGUUGGAUUCGAAGUCUUUGCUAAAGUUAAAUUUAAAUAUUUGUGGAGAAGAUCCAAACAUUUCAUAAAACAUACUUUCUUCAGGAGCAGUUACACUCCUAUGACAAAGAGAUGAUUGUUAUCGCCGCCUUUUACUCCAGCAGUCGUUUGUUUCCUGUCACAGUGAUACACAACAUGAUGGAGUAAAGCAGAAACUAAGAGCUGUCUCUUUAAAUGGGAUAAUUUCUGCUCUAAAACAGCCUCAUUUACAGGAACAUUGAAGUCAGUGAGCUGCCCACUGUGAUGUAUGGUGUUAGUAAUGGAUAAUGGAUUUCUGAAAACAAUGAACGUCUUUGACUUGAGGAGGUCACAGAGAAACCUGCAGUACACCAUGCCGAUAUUUCACAAGAACACGUGUUUAAAGAGCGUUUGAACGAUUUAUCGUGUUUCUGACGCUCUUCCUGGUUUAACUUCGUUGACCACAUUGUCUUAACCUUUCCCUCGUCGGUGAAAAUGCUGUUUAGGAGAAAGAGAUAGCGUAGACUGCUGGUGCCGCAUGUCAGGGGCGUCAGGUCACUUCAUAUCGAUCAAAAGGCCACCAGGACUUCAUUACCUGCUCCAGGGUCUCAAACCCCAGAGGGGCGACCGCUUUCCUCGACUAAGCAGACAUUCAAUGAUAAGCAACUUACCCUCCUCUUCUCUCACUCCCCACACACACACACACACAGACACACACACUCCUCCCCCUCGGUCAGCUGAGUUUGGUGCUUCAUUAAUCUGUGCGUGAAAGUGCUACGAGCAGCGGAAUUCCCCCUCCCUGUAUCCAACUUAGAGGAAGUUUGCUGUUUGUCCUUCUAGUUAGAGGUUGUAUGAAGACUAUUUUAGGACUGGACUUCACUGAUUAAAGCCAAACUUGUGUUUUCAAAGACAGAGUCCACAGACUAAACAUGCAGAUAGAGCAGAUACAGCUUUGUUCCUGUAUGUUGUAGACAUUAAACUCUUGUCUCCUGUUGUUUAAUUUAGUUUGAAUCAACAGUAAGCAAGUACAUCGUAUGGCGUCCUAAAACUAACUAAGAUCUGUUCUUCUCUGCAGAUGAGACCAGUCCAUCGAACGUGUGGGACUGUAAAAACAGAGGGGUGAAUGGCACACAGAAGGGUCAGAUCGUGUGGAGGCUGGAGCCCGGGCCUUAUUUUAUGGAGCGUAAGUAACAAAAAAAACAAACAAAAUUAUAACCUUGAAUAAUCAGAAAUCUUAGCGAUGAAAUAAAAGUGUUUCUAGCUCCCACGUGUCGAGUCUGGUCAGUAGUGAAACUUCAAACCUGUACCCAACAAUAGAUUUCCUCAUCUUUCUCUGCAGCUGAGACCAAGAUCUGCUUUAAAUACUACCAUGGCGUGAGCGGAGCCCUGAGAGCCACGACGCCCUGCAUCACCGUGAAGAACCCAGCUGUGCUGGUCUGUGUGUGUGUCUGUUUGUGUCUGUGUCAGUGUGGGUUAGACCUUCUUUUGUCAGCCAAGCUCAGUCACAAAAGGGCACACAUGAAAGAGUGGUAUAUCAUGUAAUGUCAGGGUUACAUUAUAUCUCCUAUAAUGAUACUUGAAAGUGACUGACACUAACAAGUAAGGCCAAGUUAGCCCUUCCUAAAUGACUGUAUAUUUGCUGCUAUGUAGAAGAUCAUUAUGAUUUCUGUGAGGUUUAUAAAACACACAUACAGGUGUGAUAAAAUAGUUUUUGUACCUGUGGAGUUAGAAUUGUUUGGUUCUGUUACAGGUGGAGGGGCUGGCAGAGCAGGUGGGGGUUGAACAUCCAAGAAAACUGAUCAGCUUCACUCUGACGGGUGAGUUUAGAGGCUGAAACAUCCGACAAGUUUGGUGUCUCAAAACCGAAACUGUAUCAAGUAACAUCUGUGUUCAUGCAGCACUCCCUCUAGUCUUCUGAUCGCUCCCAAAGCUUUUACAUCAUGUGUAGCAUUCACACAUUCACACUAGAGGCUGCUAUGUAAAGCAACCAUGAGUAUUGACUAAUCCCAUUCACACAUAGCUGGGCGCAGCCAGCGAGGACAGCGGGGGGUCAAGUGUCUCAUCCAAGAACGCAAUGGUAUGUGGUCAGACUCCCAACCUUCUGACUGAGAAAUGACUCCACCUUUGAGCCACUUUUGCAAAGAUCAGUGCAGAUAUUAAUUAGCGCAGCAGGAUGCAGUAUUUAAAUCUUCUUCCCAAGCCAAUAACUUGACUCUUACUCAAAGAUGCAAGACGUCUGAACAAACUGGUGAAAAAGGCUGGCUCUGUGGUUGGAGUCAAACUGAGUUGGAAGAUUUGGUGGAGAGAUCUACACUGAGGAGGGUGGAGACUAUUCUAAUGAACAUGGAUCACCCACUUCACAACACCUUAAUGGACCAAAGGGCCAGUGGUGGAGGACGGCUCCUCUGUCUUCGCUGACAGAAAGAUUCAGAAGAUCUUUUGUACCAACAGCCAUCAGACUUUAUAACUUUUAGAGACAUGACAAAUGAGACAACAGACAAUUGAAUUUCCCUUCAGGGAUCAAUAAAGUUCUUCUUAUUCUUAACUUGUGUUUUAUUGCAGAUCUGCGGGCGACCGGCCUAAAGAAGGGCAUGUUUUUCAAUCCUGACCCGUACCUGAAGAUGUCCAUCCAUCCAGGGAAGAGAAGCGUCUUCCCCAUCUUCAGUCAUCACGGACAGGAACGACGAUCAGCCAUCAUCGCAAACACCACCAACCCCGUCUGGCAUGGAGAGGUGAUACUCAGACCUCCACAGAUUCUCUUUUACACGGCUGAUUGUACAUUAAUCAUCUGUUUUUUCUGUUCAUCCACAGAAAUACACUUUUGUAGCACUAAUGACAGACAUCCUCUACAUCGAGGUGAAGGACAAGUUUGCCAAAAGUCGGCCGAUCAUUAAACGCUUUCUGGGCCAGCUCACCAUCCCUGUGCAGAGACUUAUUGAAAAAAUACCCGGGUCAGUCCUGCAGACAUUCACUCACACACACACAAAAUUCAGGUCCAGCUUAAGUCCAGUCUGAAGGACAGUGGAGCCGAUUUUACGACUUCAUUACUUAAUUACAUCUUUUUUCAAGCCAAGGCCUUAUUUCUUAUAUUUUGCUGUUAAAAACGGUUCCGGGCACAGAAGAGUUGUGGAUUCGUCCAGGUACUUUUCAGCUGGCAGAGGCGAGACCGGCUGUAAUGGUUCCAAUGUACUGGAACCCUCGGGGACAAGUGCAGUCAAUUAAUCCAAGCCCACUAAAAGUCCUCGUGUUUUCAUCUAACAGGCUCAGAUUGUUUUUCAAUUUGUCUGACAACAUUAGAGAAGGGACUCCUGCAGAGAGGGAUCCUUUUGGUAGGAUAGGAUGCUUAUUUGAACGUGUUACAGCUGUUUCAUCGCUCACUUAAAAGCCUCCAGACUCCAUUAAAAACAACAACAACAGUCAGUUUUGGAGCUGCUUGUAAAAUUCUGCUAGUUUGUUUUUAGUAAACAAGUUUGUUUUUUUCUCUCCUCACAGAGUCCAGCCUGUUAGUUUCUCCCUGUGCCGACGCCUGCCCACUGAACAUGUGAGCGGACAGCUGCAGUUCAAAGUGGAGCUCACAUCAACGGGGCCUGAUGGUAAAUCUGCAUUUUCACCACAUAAUGAGUCCUUGGAUUUGAGUUUUUCUGGACCCAGACUUCAAACCCUCUCUGCCUCCUGUAGGUGCCUCCCCUGAUUCUAUCAUCGGCAUGUCAUCCUUGAACGGGGCUCCAGGGACGCCAUCAGAUGACGAGGACCUGCCCCAUCAUCUUCCAGGCGUAAAUAUCGCAGGAGUCGUCUCUGCUGGUCCGUCUCCCACUGGCUCACAGGGCUCACAGGGCAUGUGGGAAGGCGGGGCGGCGGCGUGUUCAGAGAAGGACUUUUCUCUCAUCGGAGCCGAGGCGAGAUACGUGGAUGCUGACAGCCUGUCAGGUCAUGAGACCCUCCAGAGGUCCCUCAUUGAGAGUCUGGAUGCUAUUGAGGCACCCAAAGGUCCCGGUGAGAGACCUCUGGGUGCGGCGUCACCUAAGCUACGCUCCAGCUUCCCCACACACACCAGACUCAGCGCCAUGCUGCACAUCGACUCAGACGAGGACGAGGAAAGGUCCGGGGCCAAUGACAUCACUCCUGUGCCGCUGUCACCGCUGCUGAUGAACGGGGAGCCUCCUGAUAUCCCCGAUGAGGAGGACCCCUUUCCUGAGAUCCAUCCAGAACCGGAGCAGCUGGAGCCCCCAGUGCUGGAGGAGGAGCCCGGGGGUCCGGUCGGUGCAACAGGUGACAUACCCUCUGAUGCAGAGUUGGCUCUGGAGAUGGGGGCAGGUCUGGACUUGGACGAUGUUUUGGAGCCAGACGUCUUUUCUGAAGUGGACGAGACGCCUUUCACAGAGGCGGUGUCCCAUAAUGCUUUGCCAGAGGGCGGAGAAGUGCCUGAGGAAGGAAGGGGGGCAGUAGAGGACCCCUCUUCAGAGAUCGACACCUGCUCCAUGGCAACAGCCCAGCAGACUGUUGUCUCAUCAUCAGAGAGCUGCCCAAUCACCCUGACAACAGCUGUGGUGAGUUCAUGGUGAUCACGACGAAAGAGUUAACCCUUCGUUUGCUCGAUUAUAAACCUGUCUGUGAGUUAAAGGGAUAUUCCGGCGUAAAAUUAAGUUAGGGUCAAACACACCGCAAGACCGAGUUAGACAAAUAAUGAGAGAGAUGAAUGUUGUCGACCGCUUGCUUCUCUAGUUAUACCAACUUUAGUAACGGCCACAGAAAGCAAUACACAACCAAAACACCACUCUAUAGCCACAAAAAAUGCUCAGAACAGCACCUAACUUCAUCAACAGGACAUAUAGGGUCACAGACAUAGUACUAGACACCAAACAUCUUUUUAACUUUGACUCAUUUCUUUAGCAAAGAGACUAAACACAACUCACCUACUCUCUUCCAGCAUCCGUUUGUUUCUACGGCGACCUCAGGCGAGUCCAUCGACUGCAGUGGAGUUUUGCAGCACAAGGGAGAACAUUUAUGAUCAUUACUUCAAGAGAAUAUUGUAGUCGAUGGACUUGCCUGGAGGUCUCCGUACAAACAAGCGGCUGCUAGAAGAGUGAGAGUCUCUCAACGGGGUGUCUAACUGUCUUACGAUGUGUUUGACCCCAACUUAAUUUUACGCCGGAAUAUCCCUUUAAUGUGCAGUAACAGCUCCUCUGCUCGGUCUGAGUCUCUUUACUGUCCUCACAGCGCACACACUGUACCGAGCAGCAGACUCCUCUGGGUCCUAGCCUCAGCUGUGUUUGUGUGACACUCACUGCACCAUAAUACAUAAUUCAGCACAAGCUGUUAGAUCCAUAGUUUUGCACUUAGUAAGUUUGGGAUAUUUGCAUAUUUACUCACUCGGCUUGUACCAGAGGAAACCUGGGAACAGAGUGUGAGUGUGAUCUAAGUAUCAGCGCUCAGUUUCCAGACAAAGGCUCCUCGGUUUGUUCUGUUUUUCUUUUCAGCUGACCCACCUACACGCCGAUAAACAUUUGCAUAAACUCGUACUUUACUCUGUUUUUUUUCGUGUUUGUUUCCUUGGAGAUGGAGUCAACGCUGCCUCGGGUUGUUUGGUGUCAUUUGUUCUGACUUUAUUCACAGAUUUUGUGGCAGUAGGUGUGAACGCCUUGCAUAUAAAUGUAUUUAUGAUUCACCAGCUUCAUGAGGCUGAUCUUCUGUGUGAUUAUCAUCUCUUCAAAUGUCCACUCACUGUGGGAUAUCCUGCAGGAAGCUGAGGAGGGGGCGGAGACCGCCAUCGAUCCUGGGGGAAACGUCAGCUCUUCUGUCCCACCGACUACUCAGGCUGUCGACGAUGAAGGUGGCGGGCAAGUGAGCGUCUCUGAGGCUGGUGGAGAAGCUCCUCCAUCCAGCGAGGUGGACCAGGCAGAGGAGGUCAGCGUAAGGAGGCUGAGCAUGCAGGCCGCCGGGGGCGUAAGCGAAGAGCAGGAAAGGGUGGAGACGAAGCCGCAGGAGGAGGCGGGGUCUGCGGAUUCAGAGCAAGUCACCACGGAAACAGAUGGAGAGGAAGGUAAUCAGCCUCCAGUGACUCAACAGUUUGUAUUCAGUCUCUGUUUGUCUCUCCAGUUAAUCAAUAUUUUAAUCGUUUUUACAAUAACUGUUUUUUCUCUCUUUGUCCAGGUUCUCACGUCAACGGUCAUCCCGUACGCUCACUUCCUUCUGUGCGUCACGACAUCCACAGAUACCAGCGUGUGGACGAGCCUCUCCCUCCCAGUGAGUGUGUGUGUCUGCAUGCACCGUAUCGUCCUACACGUCUGUGUUUAUGUCUGUUUGUCCUCGUGUGUCUUCAUGUGUCCAUCUGCAUGUUUGACAAACUCAAACUUCAAUUUAUCCCCAAAUGACCCCGAAACGUUCUCGCUCUCGUCUUUCUCUCAGACUGGGAGGCUCGCAUCGACAGCCACGGCAGGAUCUUCUUCGUGGAUCACGUGAACAGAACCACCACAUGGCAGCGCCCAACUGGACCUCCCGCCCCCCAGGGCCUGACCCGAUCUAACUCUAUUCAGCAGAUGGAGCAACUCAACCGCAGGUGCACUUUCUAACAGAGAAACGUCUGAUGACCGUCAUGCUUUAAGUAAAUACCUUGUCUUUCAAGUAAAGGAAUAAUGCGUCUUGUUAAACCAACCAUUAACAUCAGCUGUGGUACUUUGAGCAAAUAUCCUCCGACAAAUGUACUCGGUCUGUCCUGGAGUCUCCUCUAAUGGAACCAGCCUCUGGGUUUCUCUUCGCUGCUUUUAACCGUGGUUUCCUUCGCUUUCUGUCUUUUCAACUUUAAAGUAACUUCAGAAAACAGAGGGAUACCAAAGCUUUCACUGCGGCUUUCAUGAUGAUCUUUCUCUUGACCGGAAAUGUCUGCUCUUAUUUUCUCAUAUUCACUUCAUUCUCUUCUAUCCCAGGUACCAGAGCAUCAGGAGAACCAUAACCAACAGUGAUCGGACAGAAGAAACUCCUGCUGAACUGCUGCCUGAACCAGAAAGUGAACUGAUGCCUCACUCCAUCUCUGGUUAGUUUCAGCAGAAAUCAGACUCAGGGAAAUUGUUAUUGUGUUAUACUGACAUGUGUGUGUCCUCUGUAGGAAUAUGUCUCUUUCUUUCCUGCUGCUUGUCUCUCUUUGACCAGCCUGUGUUGAUUUCAUUGCAGAGUACAGACGGGAAAGCGCGGUCGCUCACUCCAGCGGACGCUCGCGGCUCUCCCUGCUGCUGCAGUCUCCCAGCGCCAAGUUCCUGUGCAGCCCCGAUUUCUUCACCGUGCUGCAUUCAAACCCUGUCAGUGCAAAAGAAUUAUUGACGCACACUUAAAAACUCUGCCUGAGUCUCGCCUCAAUGAUCCACUUUAAUUUAGCGAGUGUGUAUGACACAAUACUGACAUUAAGUGAAGGUCGAAGAGUGUAAAACAGUAAAGUUGUCAUCCCUGUUAUUCUGUCAAACUUUUUUGUAUUCCUCUUCCUUUUCCUCGGUCAUGAUCUCACCUGUCUGUCUUCUCUGCUCAGAGUGCCUAUCGCAUGUUUACGAGCAACACCUGCCUGAAGCACAUGGUCAGUAAGGUGCGGCGGGAUGCUCAUUACUUCGAGCGUUACCAGCACAACCGCGACCUGGUCACCUUCCUCAACAUGUUCUCCAACAAGCAGCUAGAGCUUCCCCGGGGCUGGGAGAUGAAGCACGACCAUACGGGAAAGGUGCGUGACAGUGUGUGACUACUCCCUUUGACUUUGACCCUCAAGUUUGGGUAUUUAUUGAUCUGGGAUCUUAAGAGCUUCCUCCAAUCAGAUGUGUUUUAGAGCACAAACACCGCAGCUUUCUUCAUGCAUGAUUGUUGUUUUUUUCAUCUCAACCCUCAGCCUUUCUUCGUGGAUCACAACUGUCGCUCAACAACCUUCAUCGACCCCAGGCUGCCCCUUCAGAGCUCUCGCUCCACCGGGCUUCUGGCCCACCGCCAGCACCUGAGCCGCCAGAGAAGCCACAGCGCUGGGGAGGUGAGAGACUAGCCCCCGCUGCUGCACCACUUGUCACCUGAAGUCAACUUAAAGCUCGCAGAGUUACUGCAAUGUUUGUAGAGGCUGUAGUGAAGGAGAGAGAAAUGAGUUUCUGCUCAGUGGGAACAGGAAGAGAAGUUUUCCUGCUUAAGGCAACUUUUAGACAGAAACGGUCUUCAUAGAAACAGAAAAGUUUAGUUUCGUUUAGGGGGGUCCGUUUAGACGGCAACUGCGUUUUCAGGAGAUGAAAACGUAACAAAGUGAAAACCUCUAGAGUGGAAAUGUUGUAAAUGCUCUGCUAGUCCCACUUUCGUCUAAAGUACAAAAACGCUGAAAACGGUCAAACCUGUGACGCCAAGGCUCACGUCGGCUCACGUUUAUGACAUCAUAGCCAUGCGCAGCUUCCUUGAAAAUAACAACAACCAUGCUAGACAUUCGAGUAGCGCUGUCGUUAUUAUUGAACGGGCAGGAGCUCAAUUUCGACCCGUACAGAAUCCUCACGGAUCAUACUGCUCAGCAGAGGAGGCGUCUGAAUUAAUUGCAUUAAAUAAUUAAUGUGCCAAUUGGUCAGAACGAAGUGGUUCUACGUAUGCGUUGUUGGUCUACAUGGGAGCGCGGUUACAUCGACAUGCGCCACCUAGCGACCUGGCAUGCACAUUACAGCGUUUUGAACCACAAUUGCAUUUUUGUGUAAACACAGAAUAAAAACUGAAAACGAAACGGCACUUUUCCGUUUUCUAUGGAGACCGUUUCCGUCUAAAAGUGGCCUUAAUGGAGCCAAAAAAGAUGAGAUCAAAUUCUCCUCAUCUCUUCAUAAAUCCUGUUAGAUAUGGAAGCAAUAUACUCUUCUUCUGUGGACGUAUUAGUUGAUUUCAUUUGUCACCUUUUCAAAUUUCAUCUGCUAGUUUGUUUUAAUCUGUAAUACCACACUAAUGCCAAAAGCAAUCAGAUCUCCUGUUAACAAACCAUCAGAUACACUCUGGUUAUUAUAAUUCUGUUUAUAAUGGCUCACAUGUUUUGUGUCUUACACAUCAACACCACCCACAAGACUUGGCGUCAGCAUCAUGAGUGUUUUUUACACACAGAGCUGCUAUUUCAAAGCAGGAUAUUUACACUCCUGUUACGUCUGCAGUGUUUAACGCACAGAGGUGUAACGCUGAGGCGAAGGUGAAGCAGCCGAGCCGACAGAGAGGAGAGCAGUAGAAGUAAUUAGCAGCGAAUUAAUCUGUCUCAGAACUAGGAUGCGACCUGAACUGUAGUGCCUCUUUUUGUCACAGGUGGUGGAUGACUCUCGCCAGUCCAACCCGCCCGCAAUGCCCCGCCCCUCCAGCACCUUCAGCGGCUCCAGAAGUCAGUACCAGGAUGUGGUGCCUGUGGGUAAGUGAGGCAGGAUUAAAUCAAGACUUAAAUGGAAGCAACAAUUCUGCACAAGACAACAAUUUGAACGUGUGUUUCCUUUGUUUUUUUAGCAUACAAUGACAAGAUAGUGGCGUUUCUACGACAACCAAACAUCGUCGAGAUCCUGCAGGAAAGGCAACCUGAGCUUGCAAGGAACCACUCGCUCAAGUAUGUGUUUGUGUUUUUCUUCUUCUACUUCCAGCAAUCCUCGAUUACCAUCAUCAUCAUCAUCAUCAUCAUCAGUCAACCUGAACGCUCAGUUAACCUUUAAUCCUAAUGGGCUGUGUCAGUUUACCCCCUAAUGUGCAUGUGUGUUUGUGUGUUUGUGUGUUCAUGUGUGUGUGUGUUCAUGUGUGUGUUUGUGUGUUCGUGUAUUUGUGUGUGUGUGUGUGUGUGUGUUCAUGUGUGUGUGUGUGUUUGCAGGGAAAAGGUGCAAUUCAUCCGUAAUGAGGGGGUCAACGGGCUGGCUCGGCUCUCCAGUGACGCUGACCUCGUCAUGCUGCUGAGGUGAGGCCUGUGUGUGUGUACGUGUGUGUGUGUGUGUGUGUACAGGUUGUUUGUUCAUGUCUAAAUUUUAAACAAAUUGCUCGACCUCUUCUCAAACCAUCUGUGCUGAGAAAUGAUUCAUGCAUGUUUCAUAUUAAAAAGUCUGUUACCACCAAACAGAUAUUUGGCAUGUUUCAGAGUAGAACGUCCAACUUUCUGUGCCUGUUUCUUUCCGACCGCUCUCUGAAUGUCUCCACCUUUCUCUCAUGACUCCAGCUUAUUCGAAGAGGAGGUGAUGUCUUAUGUUCCACCCUUGCUCCACCCCAGUUACUGCCUCUCCUCUCCUCAGAGCUCCCCCGGUGAGUCUCCAUCCCACUCUGCGUCUGCAUCGAGUUUAUUGGCGUGAAACAUCUUUUCUCAGCUUUAUUAAAUUCUUACCGUUUUAUUAAACUUCAGCUCUCCCACCUUGAGAUUUAGUUAAUAUUGUCUUUUUAGAGAAUUGGUCUGGAGACGUUUUCUUCAUAUACUCUGUAGGUUGAUAUGAGACAUGAAUUAAAUGCACUUUCCUUCCUUGCUUAGUUUCUGCCCUUCGUUCCCUUAAAGCUUGUUUUACCAUAUAAGCAGCUUUUGCAUCAUUUAUUACAAACUAAAGAUCUGAAGCAAACAUAUUGACAAAUUCAUUAAAACUGAAAUCUGCGGUGUGCCUGAUUCUUGACUUUUCUCUGUGGAUUUCACCUUUUCCCUCUCUUUCUUUCUUUUUCUUUUGCUCUGUCCUUUAUUUGUGUCUCAGGCACCCAGCGAGCAAACGCCCGUGCUCCCGCUCCCUACAAGCGAGAUUUCGAGGCCAAACUGAGAAAUUUCUACCGGAAGCUGGAGACCAAGGGUUAUGGGCAAGGACCAGGAAAAGUCAAGUAUGUUUAAAUAUAAGUAACCUUCACUUUUACAGGCUUGAACAUUGCCAUGUAGUUAAGACAGAGUCGAACAUCUAAAUGUGUUUCUCUGUGUUUCCAGGCUCAUCAUACGCAGAGAUCAUCUCCUGGAGGAUGCCUUUAACCAGAUCAUGUGUUACUCCCGUAAAGACCUGCAGAGAAGUAAACUUUACGUCAGCUUCGUGGGCGAGGACGGGUGAGAGAGACUCUUUCUAUCCCCACUUCAUUUCCUUAUCGUACUUCAGACAGUAGGAGUGUGAAAUGUGUGUAUUUGGCGACUGUAACUGAUCCAGUACAGUUUCACUGAGCAUCCACUCUUAUCUGGAGUUUGAAAAUGAACAAUUACACACAAAUCUGAUAACAUCCAAGAGCAGGAACAAGUGGUGAGGAAAAGGACUUCUUCUUAAAAAACGUGUACCCUCAUUUUCUGCAGGCUGGACUACAGCGGACCCUCCAGAGAGUUUUUCUUCUUGGUGUCCAGAGAGCUCUUCAACCCUUACUACGGUCUGUUUGAAUACUCAGCCAAUGAUACUUACACGGUCCAGAUCAGCCCCAUGUCCGCCUUCGUAGACAACCACCAUGAAUGGUAAGACUCCAGUCUGAGCUUAUAUCAGUGUGAGACUGUUUGGUGAAGGGAGGAUGGAUGGAUGGAUAGAUGGAUGGAUGGAUGGAUGGAUGGAUGGAUGGAUGGAUGGAUGGAUGGAUGGUUGGAUGAAGGCUUGGAUCUUCGGAUAGAUCGAUGUGUGAAUGAAUGGAUGGAUGGAUGAUUGUAUGACACUUGAUAGAUGAAUGGAUGAAAGUUGAUGGAUAACACAUGAUGUAUGGUUGGAUAAAAGAUGAAUAAAUGAAUGGACAAUAUAUGUAUGAUAGUUGGCUGGAUGGAUAAAUAAAUGGAGGAAAGUUGGUUGGAUGAAUGAAUGGAUGAUUGGAUGGUGCAAUAUUUGGAUGUAUGGGUGAUAACUAGGGUUGGGAAUCGAGAAUCGAUGGGAAUCGGGACUAAAACUUCGAUUCUUCCGGUAUCGUUCAAAUAUUAAAAUUUCAAUUCCAAGUUUCGAUGCCAGAGUCCGCCGACCGGAAGAAAUAGCCGCCGAAAAUCAAAGAAGAAGAAGCCGCUUUACACCAAUGAGGACGGAGCGUAUGAGACAAAGCCACACAGAGAGAGGAGAGAGACAGAGAGAGAGUACAUUGCAACCCACAGCAAUGCAGCCGCUGUGGGUUACAAUGUAUUCUCUCUCUGUCUCUCUCCUCUUUCUGUGUGGCUUCGUCUCAUACGCUCCGUCCUCGUUGGUGUUCGGCAGCUUCUUCUUCGUUGGUCAAAAGUUUGGCUAACUUUAGCAGGAAGAAUGAGCUCUUAUCUCAAUGCAACAUUAGCAAUACAGUUAUAUCAUGCAAAGGAGGGUAAACGACCAACGUGAUUAAACACCUCAGGAUUCAUGGAGGAGAAAUACCCGAGUGCUCGUCUUUGACGCGCUUCGCCGGUGUUGUGCCAGAGAAUGCACCCCUGCUGUUGAAUGCACCCCUGACGGGAGCGCGGUUGAAAGUACACAACAAGGCGAAACAAUCCAAGUUUUUCUUACCGUUGGACGGAAUCUAAAGCGUGUGCCUUUAAUGAUUUCAUUCAGGCUAUUCAGAUAUGCCGAAAACAAUAGCCCUCUGAUUCGGAAUAUUUACUGUCCUGAAAAUAUUAUGUUCUCUACAUUAACAGCUUACUCUACAGUUUAUAUACCCAAGUACACCUCUAUGUGUGCAUUUUUGAGACACAUACAAACAAAACGAAAGUUUACUGCUCCAUUUGACACGUUUUCAUGAUCUAAUACCCGUGUUUUAUUAAAUAUGAGAUCAUAUUUCUUCCACUAAGAAGCUAAUCAGUGGAGGGGAGGCAUUCUACAGCACAACACCUGUCUUCCGCUAACCAGUCAGGAUCAGAUAAGUGAAACAAUAAAUGACUUCUGUCCUCUGAUAACUUUGAAACGGUAAAGAAAUUGAACUGUGUACGGUGAGUAAACUUAAAUAUCCACCUAACGUUAGCCCUUGUGCUUUUUCAUAGACAAACGACCUGACAACAAAAAAUGAUAUUUAUAUACUGGUUGAAAAUAGCUCUGUGAGAAAUCCAUAGUAAAGUUCUUAAAAAGUUAAUAGGAUUUAAAAAUUCAUGGAGAAGUUCAGAAAUUUCAUCCAAAAAGAAGAGCCCCGGUUAGCACCCUCAUUCAAACCAUGCUUUUUUUUUCUUUUUUCUUUUUUCUUUUUGAUAUCCUGCCUUUUAAAAGAAUCGAAUUAGAGAAUCGAUAGGAAUCGGAAUCGAAAUGAGGAAUCGAAAUUGGAAUCGGAAUUGUUCAAAAUCAAACAAUACCCAACCCUAGUGAUAACUAAGUAGAUAAAUGGAUGAAAGAAUGAGUGGAUUGACAUUUAAAUCGAUGGAUUACUGAUAGAUGGAUAGAUGAUGGUUGGAUAGAUGGUAAAUGGAUGCAUGAAUGAAUUAAAAGAAUACUGAUAGAUUGAUCAGAAUUAGAAAGAUCAAUUGAUGGAUGAUAAUAAAUAGAUAAUCAAUGGAUGGAUAGAUGGGUGGCCUAUAGUAGAUGGAUGAUGGGUGGAUUUAGGUUUAGGUCUUUAGGUUUUUUUUAGUCGGACUGGACCGACACUUGUGGUGUUUGUCAAACUGAUCCAAUCUGAUUCUUUUCCUCCUGUAGAGACAAUACUUCUGAUCGUCUCCUGAUCUACUCAUAAAAAGGACGUUUAACAUGAUAAACCCCUUUCAGUGUCAGACUGGUGCCAGAUCCGUUGCUCACUUGCACAGCUGCUUCCCUUUCUCUGCCUUAAGUCUCUGCUCCUCUUCAGACUCCAGCACUGUUCUGACUCAGUGCUUUGCCCCUGCAGUAAAUCUUAGGGGAUUUAGUUUGUUGUCAUGAGCAAUGUCACCAUCUGGUGCAUCCUGAGUUGGAAAGUCAGCUUCAAAUUUAACCUAAGCCUGUUAAAUGCUACAUGAAAGUAGUACACAAUGUUUGUUCCUCUGCAGAAAAAAACGAUCGUUCUGCUUUGUUGUGCUGCAGCGAUGCUCCAUCUAAUAGAGUUGCCCCCUCCAUCUGGCACACAAAACCCCGCUCCACUCUGUGUAAUUUAAAAGAGAAUAUGAAGGGACUGUUUGAUCCAGUUUAGGUCUGUUCAUGUGUUCACCUCUCUCUCUGUAGGUUUCGCUUCAGUGGGCGUAUCCUGGGCCUGGCGCUCGUCCAUCAGUACCUGCUCGAUGCCUUCUUUACUCGACCCUUCUACAAGGGCCUUCUUCGCAUGUAAGUCCCUCGGCCCGCAUCUUUGACUUCCUACUCCUGCUCCCAGCCUGCAGGGCAACAGCAUUUGCAAUCAGCUCCUCCUCACUAACUUUGUGAGAGCGUGCUGAGAAUACGAGUGUUUCAGCUGAAGCCUCUCAGCCAGCAGCUGGCUGGGUUUCCUAUCAGGAGGAGCAGCAUUCUUAUUAAUAGCUUUGUCCAAACAACCUCAAACCAUGCCAAAUGUCUGCAGAGAGGACAGAAUAUUUAUGUAAUAAAAAGGCUCAGAGCCAUUUUGGCAACAUGUGUCUUUAAGAGGCCCCACCUUUCCUGUGCAGACCAGAAUUUAAACCUUAUAAAUAUAGAUAAAUUUAUGUAAAAAAUUACAUAUGGAGCCUUUUUUUUUAAAAACAAUCUUACAGUGCACUCUUACAUUUUUAUUUAUUUUUUGAUUUGUGGUUGUCAACUGCACAUCUAUAUAGGUUAUGGUGAUACUUUUUUGUGAUCAAUUUUUUUUAUUGAAUUUUUCCAUUUCAUUCAAAUAGAACAGCAAUUAACAAAGAUAUAAUGAAAAUAAACAUGACAAAACAAAACAGGCAGACAUAUAAACAUACGAGCAACAUGACAAGAAAAAAAACAACAACAAAAAAUUGAGAUUUUAAGAAAAGUAAGAAACCAAACAUAAUUUAAUAUAUACAGACAUCCAAAUAUAUAACUCCCUCACCCCCCACAGGUCACCCUCCUAUCCAAUUUAAACCACAGAGAUUGGGUUUACAUGUACUGCAUGUGCAAACUUGGACCAGAAAGUUUUUUACCAGACUAAAGAUUUGUAAAAAUAUCUCUUUUAUCUGCAGCCGUACAUUUAAACCAGUGUUGAUGGGAGCAGUUUACUAAAAAUACCUGCAGACUUCUCAUCAUUUUUAUGAAUAUCCUCGCUCAUUUCAGAACAAAUUAUGAUUUAUUUUAACUUAUUUGAUAAAACCAGGUCAGAAUCAGGCUCCGUAUGUACAGCGUCAGCCUCUCUGUCCUUUUUGAUUAUUGUCAGCGUGUCUCAGCGAGUGAGCCUCCAACAGUCAAUACCUGUAACCUUACAGCCUUGCCCUGAUAGAUAAUAAAUUUAAGCAAACAUAUUUUCCUACCAUGCAUCAAGCUGUGUAUUAUAUUUUACUGCCUCGGGCUCACUCACGCUGUUAUACAUGAGGUAACUAACCUCUGACCUCCCCUCUUACAAUCAGCCAUGUUUUAUGAGCGGGACAAUCCAUCAAUUCCUUGUUGACCCCUCUGUAAGCUCCGUGUAACCUCUUCCUGCGCUCGUGCAGCCCAUGUGACCUGAGUGACCUGGAGUUCCUGGACGAGGAGUUCCACCAGAGCCUGCAGUGGAUGAAGGACAACGACAUUGAAGACAUGCUGGACCUAACCUUCACUGUCAACGAGGAGGUGUUUGGACAGGUGUGUGCAGAAAUCUGAAUCAUCUCAACCAAGAAGCGAUUUUCUUGUUCAAGUAAAAUAAAGAACCAUCUUUUUUCCACCCCUACAUGAAAAUAAAAGCUCUGAGUCUCUGUGUCUUUGUCUGCAGAUCACAGAGAGAGAGCUGAAGCCUGGCGGGGCUGGUAUCCCCGUGUCAGAGAAGAACAAAAAGGAGUAUAUUGAGCGGAUGGUCAAGUGGCGUAUAGAGAGAGGAGUGGCCCAGCAGACGGAGAGCCUGGUCCGAGGCUUCUAUGAGGUAAACACUCGAUAUCAGCUUUAUUAAGGCUACAGGAACCUCCUAUAGGGACAGUCAGAGGGAUUUAAUGGCACAUAAUGGCCAUUAUACACUCUCCAACAGGACUCAUCGAUCAGAACCGGUGACGCAAUGUGCUUGCGUCACUGAAUGAGGUGCUGAGGAUCUGUUUUAUUUCUCAGGGACAUCCUUUCAAUUCACAUUCGGGGCAUUUUUUUCGAUGAUGGGGUGAAAAAUAGUUCAGUCAAUCUAGACGGAAGAGCGAGAGGCUGAGUUUCAUAAUAUAAUCCAAGUUCAUCAGACAUCUGUGUUUAGUUUUUGCUCCUGCUUGUUCGCAUAUCGAUCACUGAAGAAAUUCAGAGGUAAAAAUAAAGAGAUAUCAGUUAAGGAAAGUUAAGAAAUAGGCAUUUGAGAGAGCACUACCUUCAUAAAUGAACCGUAUCCAUGAAUGGACAAGCGAGUAGUUUUUGGGUUUAGUGAGGGGUGUUUAAAAGAGACGUUUUUGAUGGUUAAAAACAUGCAAACGAACCCUGAUAUCUGAAAAAAUCUACCUGGUAGUACCAGAAAGUAAGAGUGUUACAAAGAAUGUUGUCCAGAAAGAAGAGGAAAGAAAAGCACAGAGCUAAAAAUAAAAGGAGCUGAACACACAGCUGGGUUUGGAUUUAAAUCCAAGGACAUGUUCUGAAAAAGAGUUUCUGCAGCGGUCUGCAAACUCCUCAUCAUGACAGGUACAUGUUUGUGUAUUUCUGCUCCUAACUGUUUGUGCAGCAGGGUGGGACUGAGAAUGCACUCAGAUUUAUACGUGAGAGACAGCGGGUCUUGUUUCCUGAUAGCCCACAGUCUGGACCUGGGCUUUGUUUAAACCCAAACCCUCUUAAGUACUUUGUCUGGCAGGAGGACAUCUUUCCGAGGCUUUGUGUGUUAUAUUUGUGUAAAUGAAAUCAAAUCCAGCACUUGUUGUAAACAAACAGAGGUAAUUUUUUCCUGCUGUUAGGCGCCGUUAUGUCACCUUGUUUUUCCACACUGAAAAUCUACUUAAACCGUCUUGUCUCAAUGCUCUGAAAUUCCUCAAAAAUCGAACUACAGAGCGGAGUUUGAAGAACUGGCGGUAUCAUGAGUCAGAUUUUGUCUUCAUGUGUGUUCUCCAGGUGGUGGACGUGCGCCUGGUGUCUGUGUUUGAUGCCAGGGAGUUGGAGCUGGUGAUCGCAGGCACUGCAGAGAUCGACCUGGCAGACUGGAGGAACAACACAGAGUACAGAGGAGGUAUGUCAAAGCUGCAGGGGAAGCAAUGAGCCAGCAGAGCAGAGAUGUAGAUGAAAAGUGGUCAUGGCACGCUGGCAGCAAGGUGAGGCAAAACUCAGCAAAGUCAAAUGGAAACACUGGCUCCUUUUCAAGUGACAUUUCCAUUCACAACUCCAGACUGUUACUUCUGCAGUCAGGAGUCACUGCAGAAGCACUAAAGCCUGUCAGUCAUGGAGAUGCGAACUUUGUGUAACGUUAAUCUGAACCAGAUUUGAGUUUCUCUCUGUAUUUGGUAAGGAUGCACAGAUCAGUUGCUAACUGACCUUUUUAUUACAAAAAUUUUUUGAUUGUAACUUAUAAAAAUCACAAAAAACAUCAGAAUACUUCCUUGAAUUGUGUAAUGCUUUAACUUAACCAAAACUCAGUCACUAGCAUAAAUCCAGCAUCCACUUACUGUAGUAUUAUAGUAAAAUAAACAAGUUAUUUACAUGUUCACAUAAAAUGGAUCCAAAAACUCCUGCAGACAUCAAAUUCCUGCGCUCUCAGAGAUGGGCCGGCUGUCCAGAGUAAUAAAUUCCUUCUUAACGUUGAACAUAGUUCUGUUCAAACAAUCCGUUUGCAGAUAUUGCUCCUUGAUGUUUCGCUUUCUAGCUCAUACUAAUGCUAAGUUAUAUACAGUACAUGUUUGCAUCCUGCUUUAAAUCGGGCUCAGUUUACCAACACCUUACGUGAACACUCAGGCUGAGAUGGUGGGCUCAAAUUGCCAAUCCUAAAUCGACUCUGAUUCGACAAAUGAGAAGGAUUGCGAUGCUUCUAAAAGCUGGUGCAAAAUAGAGACUGUGAAAAUCUACAAACGUACACUAAAAAUGCAUUAAAGGUAGGUGAAGUCAGGAAUGUUAAAAUAAAUGACAGAUACUGUAAAAGUAUUUUUAAAAACUCUAAAAAGUAUGGGCAGUAUAUCAGAUUUCUGUGUUCCUAAAUGUUGAUGCAGAAAUUUAGAAAGUAAAUUUGAACUUUACCAAGAUCACUGGUUUGGGUUUUGCUACAUCAGGGUCUAAAAACAAACAUUAAGUUAAUAUAUGAUUCAUAUAUUUCCCUACUAACACAUUACAGAUGUAAAAUAAAACAAACAUACAGUGUAGAAAACAGCAACCACCCAGGAGACAUGAGAGGUAACUUCUGCAGGAGACAGUCUUCAGUGAGUGAAACAUGUUUAGAUUAGAGUCUAAAAACUUGUCUUUUCUGCAUUGGAUCGAUAUGAUUGAUGUCUCUUUCAUGUUAAUUCAUCUUAUAUUUACUUCAUCAUACAGUAAUCCCUGUCACUGUUGCAUUACUUAACAAUACACUGUGAUUUUUGAGUCUGAGAAUUCAUUUAAUAUUUAACAAGUGCAUCAGUCUGUGCUGUGAUGCACUUUAUAAUGAGCGCUCGAAUCUUCGGGGAGGUCUGCUUUUUAAUUAUUGUAAUAGAUAUUGUGUUUCAGUACAAGCAUGGAAGCGCCAGUGUCCAAACCAUUUAUAAGAGAUCACAUUAAAAGGCUUUUUAAAGGUCUGGCCAAUCCCAGUUGAGAAGCCGCCAGCAGCAAGUAAGACAAGAGAACUCAAUCUGACAAUCGGCCAUGACUCACCGCGAGGCUCUUUUAAUAGACGAAUCGACUGAGGCGGACCGAACAGCUCCGGCCAUUAAACAUUAAACAGCAGAGCCCAUUCAAAAAUCACAGAGGAGAUGUGAGGGAGGAAGGAGGUGGAGAGGAGAGCAGCGAGGGACAGAGGGGAUGGAGGCCUGAUUUGUUAUUCAUCUGACUCAUGCACCAUCAUCAUCUAUCUCUCUCUUCCCCCCCCACCACCACCACCACCACCACCCAGGUUACCAUGACAACCACAUAGUGAUUCGCUGGUUCUGGGCAGCUGUGGAGAGGUUCAACAAUGAGCAGAGGCUGAGACUGCUGCAGGUAUGGCACGUGGGUGACCGCAUGCACACAGGCUGCCCCCUCGUGGAGGCUCAGGGCGCUGCAGGCACUGCAGAGUCGAGCUGGAGACUGCAGAGAGAUGAUCAGCCAGCAUGUUCAGCUGCAUACAGUUAUUUAUCAGACACUAAGGAAAUCUAAAGAAUUUAAUCCUUGGCUUUAUUUUGACAUAUUUCAGGGUCUAAAUGAUCAGUGGCUUAGAAAAAGAGAGAUGUUUUGGAUUUGUUCCCUUUUUUUAAUCUGAUAGCUGCAAAGUAAUCCUGCAGAAAAUCUCACCUGAGCUGUGUUAACUCAGAGUGGUUAGUGCUGUUUGUUCACUGCAGCUGCUUUCUUAUUGGCCACAGGACGCCAUUGACAAAAUCAGUCAUGUUAGAGGUUUCAUCAGUGUCGUGUCAGAUUAUGACAGAAUAUUAUGAACAUUAGAGACUUCUCUGUUCUGGUGUUAAAAUUACUCUGGUUACUUUUGAAGAGAGGGAUAUAAACUUACUCCUCAGUAAGGUUGUUUAUCUGUGAGUGGAUCUUCUUCAGUUUUUAGCUCAUUGUCAGAUCUUUAAAAUAAUAACCUGAGCCUUGUGACGGCAAAAACAAGCGACUGGAUGUACUCGACUGUGCUCAUUUGCCUGCAGAGGUGAAGUGUUAGCCGUGGUAGCACCUGGCAGCUGCUGUUUUGAGUAAUCUUCUGCAAACAGCUUGAGGUCCAUUCAUAAAAAAGUGGUAUUUGAAUUGUAAUCAAAAGUAACUUUAUGCAGAUUUUUAUAUUGUAAGGAAAGGAAAUGCAGGUCUAGUUAUAUGGAAUGAUUUAUCAGUGAGGUUACCUAAAGUUCCUCACACAUAAAGGUAUCAUUAUUGUGGAAAACUGGUUUAAAUACACCAAUAUUGCUGCUUUCUUACUCUUAACAAUCACUCUUUGAUUUUCAGUUUGUGACGGGCACCUCAAGUAUUCCCUACGAAGGAUUUGCGUCUCUACGAGGAAGUAACGGACCUCGAAGAUUCUGCGUGGAGAAGUGGGGGAAAAUCACCUCUUUACCCAGGUAGGAUGUGUCCCAAUUUCAUGAAGUGAUACUUUAAAUUAGUUUUGUAACUUAAGAUUGAACUUUAAAUUGUCAUCUGCUGACUAAACGGUCACAAAAAUGAUGUAGAGAUUAAUUUAAACCUCACCCUCUCUGUGUCAAAGUCAGCAGGAUUUGAUGACAGAUCUUUUGUGUUUAGGAUCACAUCAUUAUGUCAUAUGUCUGAUAAUCUCUCUUAUCUCUCUCUGUGUGUUUUUGUGUGUCUCCACAGGGCUCACACCUGCUUUAAUCGCCUGGACCUCCCACCUUACCCGUCCUUCUCCAUGCUCUACGAGAAGCUGGUCACCGCUGUGGAGGAGACGAGCACGUUUGGUUUGGAGUAACGUCAAAAUCAGCUUUCACACAGGUUUACCUUUGGAGACAGAACAAUGCGGUUACCCACCGUUACAACUUCAGAGAGAGACCCAGAAAAUAAAACUAAUAUCCUCAAAAGGCAACUAACCCCUCCCGUGGAUAACUCCGCUGUGUUUUCAAGCUGGCUUUUCGUCACCCAGCAUGCGAGCUUCAAUCGAUUCUCUGCCUUUCUCUCACAUAUCAAACAGAAGUCGAUGACGUGAGCGCGGUUUGGAAGAAAGGCAGAAAAUCAGAGGACGGUUUGAAAAGCUCUGUUGUACAAUUUCUUGUUUUCAUGGUUACCUUUGUUCAUCGAGCCACAUGUGUGCUUUAUCUCUUCAGUUAAUGGCCUUGUUUACUGGAUUUCUAGCACCCCACUCCCCCUCCUCCUCUUCUUCCUCCUCCUCUUCCUCCUCCUCCUACUCUAGACUGCACCUCAGAGACAGCUGCUCAAAAUCCACUAAGCUCCUUUCUCCCUCUCUGGACCUCUAAACUGUGUCCUCUGCACCGGGGCUGUGUUAUCAUCAUGAACUGUAACACACACACCCAUCACCUUUGCACAAAACACACACAAACAUUUAAAUUAACCUUUUUUUAACAACGCAGACUUGUGUUUCCCCAAAUAUUUUUUUAUCAGAACGGAAAGAAAUGACAUUUUGGGUUUGUAUUUUAGACGUUAGCCGGAGGAGGGGACACACUAGUUUGCACAAAUCCGCACUCACACAGACGAGCAUAAACAAAAACAUGAAAAAAGAGUCAUUUUAGGAGUGAAAAUACGCGUCUUUCACAGUCUUGAGUCCUAAAAAAAAGUCAUGACAUAUAUGGGUAGUGUUCAUAACCCAUUGUGAUAAUGACAGCAGGUUCUGGUCAGGACUGUUACCGUAGAUACUGCGACAUCAGAGCUCUUAAGACACAUUAAAGCCAUGUUUCUGCAUUUACUCCACAGCUAGUUGAAUUAACACAAACCUGCAGACAGUCUCGAUGCUGUGAUUGCACUUUCUUACAGAGUAACUCUGACUAUAGAAUACAUUUACAUCCACCUACAGUUAAAUAGAAGCGCAGGGUUCUUGUCUCUCAACAGUUUCACACAUUCAUCAUGAGCAAUAGAGGCAUUUCUCACACUGACAGAUGACGUCCGCUCUUAACUCUGACACACAGCGUCCUUCUCGCCGGUUUAAUCGCCUCCCACUCCAUGAAAGUGAUGAAUGUACCAAAUAAGUGACUGAAUGUAUGAACCUCGAGUGACUGUGUUUUUGCCCUCCGAGGAAGAUUCGAAGAAGAGGAAACAAAAAUUUCGAAGAUUGGAGGGGGCAGGAAAUCAAACGUGACACGGUUGCUUAGGGAACGAGGAUGUGUUUCACCACGAUCAGGCCUUGGGGGAGAGCUGGAUGGACAUGAGCCUGGAGUCACCCAGGUUGCUAGUUAAAGGUGCAUUGCUGGGACCUUUUUAGUGCCUCUUUGGUUUUCCUGACCAUGAAAUUGAAAUUCAUACGGAAAGCUGUUUUAUUUCCUCGUACAAGUUCGACUCACAAAUGAAAGAUGGUGAAGGAGCUGCUGUUUAAUUCUCUCAAAUAUCAGCUGCAGGGGGCAGUAACGUGUGCUCUUAUUACUGUAGUGCAUCAUAAGCGAAGACCUGGUGAUGUUCUCCUCCGUGAACGACCUGUCCGGGUGUCAAAUGAGGUUUGAAGGAACGAGAACCAGCCUCUAGGGCUCAGUGGAUAUUGUACUUUGGAACUUUUGGCAUACAAGUCCAUGCCAGACAAUAGUUUUGUCCUGACAGCAUGUGAUAGAACAUUUCUCUAACUCUUAAGUGCACGACCUAAUCCCUGAGGACCCACACACACUUUCUUACAUGCACACAAACACACACACACACACUAAUACACAUACCUGUUUUCUAUGGGGUGCAUGCAAGAUUACACCUACUGUACAGAGUCCUGUUGGAGUUCGACCACAGGGGCUGGGAUAGCGACAGAGAGCCUCACAUCUGCUGUGACACGUGGAGGCGGACUGUCCUACCCCAGCCCCCCCUCUCCCAGUCCAAUACUGCAUGCGGGAUCUCCUCUGUCGGCUCCGUGAGCUGUGCUGGGGCAGAAACCCCUAGAUGGCGUUGUGUACUAGCUCGAUAUUGCAUGCUGAAAUAGUGCAACACACUGUCCUUACUAGCUUUUUUUGCAUGAGGAUUUCGCUAUCCAUUCAGAAAAAGGGGUGAGGGAGCUGGUCAAGUUGUGUCACGUUGGUUGUGGCGCUCUACUUGAGGCAUGCGUCCUUAUGCUCACCCGCCACUGUCAUACGCUCAUGGAUGUAGGAUGUAGGAAUCAGGUGCUUUAGUGUGAAUGCUGCGGUUUGUUUUCUCUAUGACAGUGUAACGGCGAGUAUCUCGGCAGCAUGUUUCAAGGAUGUUGUUACUUUCACAUGUGCGUGUCUGCCUAUCUUAGUAAUAGGUCGAUGGUUAUGGGUCAUUGCUGGUGGAUCAGCAAUGAGUCAAUAGGGCUGUUUUGAUUUUGUGAAACGUGAGAGCACAUGUAAGUGUACCAUGUGUGCGGUCCUGUUUGUCUCUUUGUAUAUAAAUGUAUAUGUAUGUCUGUCCUCUUCUCGUGUGUGUAUAAAUAUAUAUUUUGCACCGAAUGUACCAAAGGUUUGGGGCUUGCAAAGUCAACCAUUAGGCCUGCUCUCUUUCAGUCUAACACUCACAUCCCACUUGUGGCUUCUGCCAAACCCUUACAGAGAUCACCUCAUGUUCGCUUGAAGAGCAGAUUCGUGGCAUGGGCAGCAACGCUUCACUUUAAGAUGUAACUCAUUCACUCGGUCGGUUUGACGUUUUCUGCUGCAGAAGACCGCAAAGAUUGACAAUUUGCUUCACUUUCAAAUGAAGACAGCUGAACAUCUCGUCUUUCGUAGUUCAUUUCUGACAGGACCCGGCUCCAGUUUUCAGAUUUCCACUCUAUGCAAAGCUCCUGUAUGUGUGUCUCCAUCUCACCCCAAUGAUUGUAAUAAAAGAGAAAAUAUGGCAAAUUUUGAUUAAUGACA